Capsella rubella is the source of this 1411-nucleotide messenger RNA. RefSeq names its product traB domain-containing protein. Lineage: Eukaryota; Viridiplantae; Streptophyta; Magnoliopsida; Brassicales; Brassicaceae. The record is from RefSeq and is a predicted model, not a curated record. The transcript has 7 exons. Bases 139 to 1347 code for a protein of 402 amino acids.
CCUCGUAAAAUCACAAAACACUCAAAAUGUAAUCUAAACCAUUCAAAAAUUCAAUCUUUUUUUUUCACAAAUACGAUUUGUUGAAGUCAAGAAAAAUCUCGGCUUUGAUCUCAUCUCUCUCUCUCUCUCGAUCAUCCGAUGAAACUCCUACCAAGUACAGUAACGUUCCCCUUCUUCACUCCCUUAAAUUCAAAGCCUUUCUUCAAACCCACCAAAGUCUCUGUCUCAGUCUCCGUGCAAACUCCUCCGCCGGACUUUGAUUUCCGCAACGAGAUUGCGUCGGACUCACGCGCCGCAAUCGCUGAAACUUUCCCGGAGUUGCUCGACCUCGCUGAUAACGGGACUUUGAUUCUGGUCCAGAAACAGAGCUUUGGCCCUGUUCCAGCUUGGCGCAAGGAGUUCGUUGAGCCGGAGUCGAUUUGGCUUGUGGGCACUUCUCAUAUCUCGCCGGAGUCUGCCUCCGUCGUCGAACGUGUUGUUCGUACGGUGAAACCUGAUAAUGUCGCCGUCGAGCUCUGUCGUAGCAGGAAAGUCAAAUUCUGUAUUAGGGUUAUAGCUGGGAUUAUGUAUACUUCGAGUGUUGGAGGAGAGGCUGACCAAAACUUAAAAUCCGGAGUGUUGUCGUUGACCGGAACAGGCUUUCUUGGUGCUGUUGGCCGGAGCUUAGACUUGGGAGGCCAAACUGCGUUGGCCUUGCGACUUCUCUUGGCGGUUUUCUCUUCUAAGUUAUCUUCUGUUGCUGACCGACCUUUUGGUGAUGAGUUUCGUGCUGCUCGGAUAGCUUCUGAGGAAGUUGGUGCACAGCUGGUUCUUGGAGACCGACCCAUUGAAAUCACACUCGAAAGGGCUUGGAACUCUUUGAAAUGGGCAGAGAAACUUAAUUUGGUGAUGGCUGUGACUCGAGCAAUCACAUCUUCAUCCAGUAUAUCUGCAGCUGAGCUUAAGGAACAAGAGACAGAAGAAAGCAAUGGAAGUUUGCAGCUAUACGAACGGCUAAGUUUCUCAUACCCAUCACUCUUACUGCCUCUGAUUCACGAAAGAGACACCUACCUAGCUUGGUCGUUGAAGAGGAGUAAGGCAGUGAACGGUUGCAAAACAGUGGUGGGAGUGAUCGGGAAAGGACACAUGAAUGGCGUGAUCUACGCAUUAGUAUCAGACUCAGGGGAUCUCCGGUUUAGAGAUUUGGUUGGAAGAGGAGAUUCAUAUAAAGGUGGUACUACAUCAUCAAACGGUUGGAUUCAAAAGGUUUUAAAGAGCCUCGCAAGAGACACCAUUAUAGGGUUAGUGCUAUGGGAGUUAUAUGAACUGUAUCUCAAGUUUAUGAUGAUGAACCAAAUCCAAUCAUGAUGUAAUUACAAAUCCAAUGAAGGAUAGUGUAAAACGAGUAUAUAUAUGAUUUUUUUCUUAUAUA